GAUAGUAAAUGAAUUCCUUGUGAUCUCUCAACGACGUCGUGUCGACAACGAUCUCUUACUCCCACUCCUAGUCGUGCUUGCGGAAACGCUAUCAGUCCUUCUAGGGUUUUUUCUUUUGACAGAAAGAGCUCGGAACCUGAGAGGUGUAAUGGUGCGGUGGUUUCCGUAAAGAGCACCAUAACAACGAUAAAUGGAAAACUCAGACUCUGACGAGCCAGAGAAGAAGAGGCCUCAUUUAAACUCACUUUCGCCCACCAUGGCUCGUAGCUCCACCACUUCUCCACCCAAUAACCAUAGCGUCGAUGCAGCAGUUCUCCAGUACCAGAACCAGAGACUUCUUCAGCAAAUAGACAAACAGAAGCAUGAUUUGCAGGAUCUUGAAGCCAAAAUUAAGGAACUAAAGGAUAAGCAAGGUUCUUAUGAUGAAAUGCUAAUCACAGUGAAUCAAAUAUGGAAUCAGUUGGUUGAUGAUUUAAUUCUUCUUGGACUAUGUGCUGGAGGAAGCCAAAAUGCUUUACAAAUUUUAGAUGGCGCUGAUUAUUCUCGUGGUUCAAUUCCAUCAUGUUCUGCGGAGGAGAUGUUUCUUUGUAGACUCCUACAGAGAGAUUCUAUAGAAGCUAAUGGCAAUGAUGAAAUUGCUAAAUAUGUUGAAGAAGCUCUCACUUUGCGUCAUACGUCUACUAGGGAGUUGUUAAAACUCUUGGAACAUACCAUUUAUUCUCAUAGGGAAAAAACAGAGAGCAUGGUCCACACUUUGGAUGGGAAGAUAUCUUCUGAAGAUGCUAUCAUCAAGUUACCUAAGAUUGAUGAUAUGAUGGAGAGGGAGGUUAAAAAUCUGCGGGAAGCGAUUGAUAUUCUUCACGUGAAGCAGAAAGAGUAUGCUGAUGUAAUUCAGACUUACCUUAGCAGCCAGUCAACAGAUCAGUCUGAAAUUAGCCGCAUUACAGGUGAGCUGGAUGACAGCAUGACUGAACUAGAGGAGAGUAGGAGGAAACUAGUGAAUCUGAAAAUGCAAAAGGAUGUCGCAUCUGGGAUGCAUAACCUUACUUCUGGUGCAGUGAAUGGAACCCUAUCACCUGAAAAAUCAACAGAAAGGACAAUAAGCUUGCGGGAACUAAGAAAUUCAAUCGAGGAAACAAAGAUACUAGCAGCUGACCGCCUUUCUGAGUAUCAAGAGGCACAUGAAGAAAAUUUAACGCUGUCAAAACAAUUGCAAGAAUUUCAGAAUGAAUUGAAGGAUGACAAAUUUGUACAUUCAUCGAGACUUUAUACUAUGCGAAAUGAUCAACUCCAACAUUGGAAUGUUGAAGUGGACCGAUACAAAGCAUUGACUGAUUCUUUGCAGGCUGAUAGGGCUCUUGUUGUGAGAAGGGAGAAGGACCUAAAUGUCAAAGUAGAGUCGGCAGAUGCAAUUAGGAAUUCAAUUGGCAAUACUGAUUCUAGGAUUGAAGAACUAGAACUUCAGCUGCAGAAGUGUAUAAUUGAAAAAAAUGACUUUGAGAUAAACAUGGAAGAAGCAGUACAGGAUUCAGGAAGAAAGGACAUUAUAGCCGAGUUUCGUGUGAUGGCCUCAUCUUUGUCAAAAGAAAUGGGAAUGAUGGAAGCUCAGUUGAAGUGGUGGAAGGAAACAGCUCAUGAAACACUGUCUUUACGUGACAAAGCCCAAUCAUUAAAAGCUUCAUUAAUUACAAAGACACAUGAGCAAAAGAGCUUAGCAGAUAAAUGUGCUGAACAGUUGAUAGAGAUAAAGUCUCUUAAGCCAUUGAUUGAGAAGUUGCAGAAAGAAAAACUGGAACUGCAGAUCUUCUUAGACUUGUAUGCACAGGAAAGCUAUGAAAACAGAGACUUGAUGGAAAUCAAAGAAUCAGAACGCAGAGCGUUCUCACAAGCUGAAAUGUUCAAAAAUGCAAUAGAUGAACAUAGUCUAGAGUUGAGGGUGAAAGCAGCCAAUGAAGCUGAAGCUGCUUGUCAGCAAAGGCUUUCUGCUACCGAAGCUGAGAUAACUGAAUUAAGGGGCAAACUUGAUGCAUCUGAGAGGGAUGUUCUGGAGCUUACAGAGGCUAUUAGAAUUAAAGACAAGGAGGCAGAGGCUUAUAUAUCUGAAAUUGAGACCAUUGGUCAGGCAUAUGAAGAUAUGCAGACACAAAACCAGCAUCUGUUGCAGCAGGUGACUGAGAGGGAUGACUAUAAUAUCAAGCUCGUUUCUGAGAGUGUGAAGACAAAGCAAUCACAGAGCUUUCUACUCUCUGAUAAGCAGGCAUUGGUGAAACAACUUCAACAAGUAAACACAUCAGUAGAAUCUUUAAAAAUGAGAAUUUCCCAUGGUGAAGAGCAGAUGAAGGCUCUCCUGACAGAAGCCACAAAAACUACUGAGGAAGACAGACACCUUGCAGUCAAUGUGGAAACUGCUAAGUGGGAAUUGGCUGAUGCUGAGAAGGAGUUGCAGUGGCUGAAAUCUGCUGUUUCCUCUUCUGAGAAGGAACAUGCUCAUAUUCAAAAGGAUAUCAAUGAUAUCGAAUUGGAAUUACACAUUGAGAGAAGCUCUAGGAAGAAUCUUGAGGAAGAGCUCAGGGAAUUGAACAGCAUGGUUGCUGAGAUGAGUUCUGAAACUGGAGAGGCUGCAAUACAGAAACUCCAAUCUGAAAUUAAAUUUUGCAAGAAUAUUUUGCAGUGCAGUGUUUGUACUGAUAGGCCAAAGGAGGUGGUAAUUGUGAAAUGCUAUCAUCUAUUUUGCAAUUAUUGCGUACAAAAAAAUCUAGAGAUUCGUCAUCGAAAAUGCCCUGCCUGUGGAACUCCAUUUGGCCAAAAUGACAUACGGUUUGUGAAGAUAUGAAAAAUAUUUGUGAUCCCUCUCACCCUUUUUUGAUUACUAAGCAUCUUGCAGUAAAUAGAAUAGAUUAUAGUUUUUCAUCUUCUUGUCACAGUAGCCCAAUAUAGGAACUGUGACUUUGUAUAGCUUUGGAGGCAAUAGUUUUGUUCCCUCUGUUCUGUAAAUGAGUGUUUAAAAAAAAUAUUUAUCAUUAUUAUUUUUUAAAACUGAUGGUAGCUCCAUUGAUGGAUGACCAUAUAAGAUAGGAUUUCUGAUUUAUCCAUUAGAGUCAAGGAUAAGCAUCAACAGCUUU
Prunus mume (Japanese apricot) is the source of this 3122-nucleotide messenger RNA. RefSeq names its product histone mono-ubiquitination 2 (gene HUB2). Lineage: Eukaryota; Viridiplantae; Streptophyta; Magnoliopsida; Rosales; Rosaceae. Gene Ontology annotation, cellular component: nucleus; HULC complex. Gene Ontology annotation, molecular function: ubiquitin protein ligase activity; metal ion binding. The record is from RefSeq and is a predicted model, not a curated record.